AUGAGAAAUUCACUCUUUUCAUGGUUUUUCUUGAUGCUUAUAUGCUCACUUCAGCUCAGCUUCUGUAUCUUUGUGGCGUCUGGACAAUGUCUUGGCGAUCAGCAAUCCUUGUUAUUGCAAUUGAAGAACAGCCUCGUAUUCAGCAGUGAUUCGUCCACAAAAUUGGUCAAUUGGAAUCAAAGUGCCGAUUGCUGUUUAUGGGAAGGUGUAAAGUGCAAGGAGGGACAUGUCAUUGCUCUUGAUCUGACCAACGAAUCCAUCCAUGAUGGACUCAACAACUUAAGCAGCCUUUUCCAGCUUCAGCAUCUCCAGAGCUUGAAUUUGGCUUACAACAACUUCAACGGUUCCCCUAUUCCAUCAGAGUUUGACAAAUUGACCGCUUUGAGAUAUUUGAACCUGUCAUAUGCGGGCUUCGCAGGGCAGAUUCCAAUUGCAAUUUCGCGCUUAACAAGGCUAGUUAUUCUUGAUUUCUCUUCCUGUUACUUCCCAAUAACUGUUCCUCUGACACUUGAGAAUCCAAAUUUUAAUUUGCUGGUUCAAAACCUUUCGGAGCUUAUAGAACUUUAUCUUGAUGGUGUAAACAUAUCAGCACAAGGGAAUAAGUGGUGCGAGGCCUUAUCAUCUUCACUGCCGAAUCUAAGAGUGCUGAGUUUGUCAAAUUGUUAUCUGUCAGGCCCUAUUGAUUCCACCUUACUGAAGCUUCAGUCCCUCUCGAUUAUUCGUCUUGAUAAUAACAAUUUGUCUACUCCAAUUCCAGAGUUCUUCACAAAUUUCACAAAAUUGACGUCCUUGCGUCUCAGUUCUUCUGGGUUGAUUGGCACAUUUCCAAGAAAGAUCUUCCAGGUACCAACACUAGAGAAUAUUGACUUGUCUAAUAAUGUACUACUUCAUGGUCCUUUGCCAGAUUUUCCACCAAAUGAAUCUCUUCGCACUUUGGUUCUUAGCAGUACAAGCCUUUCAGGGACAUUAUCAGAUUCUAUUGGUAACCUAACAAAGUUGUCCAGAAUGGAUCUUUCAAACUGCAAUUUCAGUGGAUCAAUGCCACGCUCAUUGUCAAAGCUUACCCAAUUGAUUUAUUUGGAUAUGUCAUCCAAUAAUUUCACCGGAUCAAUUCCAUCACUCAGAAUGGCCCAAAAACUGACCCAAAUAAACCUUUCUCAUAAUGAUCUAAUUGGUCAUAUUACUUCCACUCACUGGGAAGAGCUUCUGAAUUUGGUAAGCCUUGACCUGCGUUACAAUUCACUGAAUGGAAGUAUUCCAGCUUCCUUGUUUUCCCUUCCAUUAUUGCAAAAAUUAGAUCUUUCCAACAGCCAAUUUUCUGGUCAACUGAAUGAAAUUCCAAAUGUUUCUUCUCACCUUUUGGACACCCUUGAUUUGAGUAAUAACAACUUGGAAGGGCCAAUACCCGUGUCUGUCUUUGAACUACGACGUCUUAAGAUCCUCUCACUUUCUUCAAACAACUUCAACGGCUCCUUGCAGCUUAACAUGAUUCAGCAGUUGAGAAAUCUUUCACAUCUUGAUCUUUCAUACAAUAGGUUAUGGAUUGAAUAUAAUAGAACGAAUUCAUCUUUAUCCUCAUUUCCCCAGUUGACCAUAUUAAAAUUGGCUUCUAGCAGGUUGAAAAAGUUUCCUGAUUUUUUGAGAAACCAAUCCAAAUUAACCUAUUUAGACCUUUCAGACAACCAGAUCGACGGAGAUAUACCAAAUUGGAUCUGGAAACCAAGUAAUCUUCAUUAUCUAAAUCUCUCUUUUAACCAUCUGGUGACUUUGGAAGGACCUUUCUCCAAUCUUCCUUCUUUGAGUGUAUUGGACCUUCGCUCAAACCAGCUCCUGGGACAACUCCCAGUUCUACCACCAUCUGCCACUUACCUGGAUUUCUCAAGGAAUAAUUUCAGUGCUGUAAUACCAGCUAGUAUUGGUGACUCCCUUACUUAUGCUUAUUUCUUCUCUCUUUCUAGCAAUACAUUCAAUGGGAGUAUCCCUGCAUCAAUAUGCAAUGCGACAUAUCUUCAAAUUCUGGAUCUGUCUAAUAAUCUCUUCAAUGGAAAAAUACCCCAGUGCUUGAUUGAGAUGAGUGGGACUCUUGCGGUGCUGAAUCUGAGGAAAAACAAACUCAAUGGCUCAAUUCCUAAUUCUUUUCCAGGCAAUUGUAUUUUACAAACUUUGAAUCUCAAUCGAAACCUAAUAGAAGGGCGGUUACCUAGGUCUCUAGGCAGUUGCACAAAGUUGGAGGUCUUGGACAUUGGGAACAAUCUCAUCGAGGAUACUUUGCCAUGUUACUUGAAGAACUACACGUUCAUGUUACGCGUCCUUGUUUUGCGAUCUAACAAAUUUGGCGGGCCCAUUGGUUGUUCAGAGCCUAAUACCACCUGGCCAAUGCUUCAAAUUGUAGACCUAGCUUCAAACAAUUUUGUCGGUGAACUUCCAAAAGUUUUUGCCUGGAAAGCAAUGACGGAUUAUGAAAAUGAGGACCAAUCACAGCUCAAUCACCGCCAAUUUGAAGCCUUCAGUUUCAACCGAUUUUACUAUCAAGAUACAAUCACAGUGACCUUGAAAGGUCUAGAAUUGGAGUUUGUGAAGAUUCUAACUGUCUUGACCUCGAUUGACUUUUCGUGCAACAAUCUUGAGGGGCCAAUACCAGUAGAAUAUGGAGGGCUUAAAUCACUAUAUGCUCUUAACUUCUCGCACAACGCUCUUACAGGCCAAAUUCCACCAUCUCUAGCAAACUUGACUCAGCUGGAGUCAUUAGACUUGUCAAGGAACAAGCUUGAGGGGGAGAUUCCAAUGCAACUUGCAGAUAGUUUGACUUUCCUUUCUGCCCUAAACCUUUCGUUUAAUCAUUUGGUGGGACGGAUUCCACUGUACAAGCAAUUUAAUACAUUUUCUGAAGCUUCCUAUGCAGGAAAUAAAGGAUUAUGUGGGUUCCCUUUGAAAGUAGAAUGCACAUAUGCAGAGCCAAAGCCACCUCCAACACUUGAAGAAAGUCCUUCGAAUUAUGAGAAUGUGAUUGAUUGGAACCUUAUAAGUGCUGAAUUGGGAAUCAUUUUCGGCUUUGGGAUUGUAAUUGGGCCCCUUAUGUUUUUCAAGAGAUGGAGGAUAUGGUAUUCCAAAUACAUUGACGACAUUCUUUUUGGGAUCUUCCCUCGGUUAUAUCUCGGCAAAGAAUAUCGUCGAAGGCCAAUGCACAGAAAUUAG
Messenger RNA from Alnus glutinosa, 3195 nucleotides. Its product is annotated as receptor like protein 22-like. NCBI's taxonomy places the organism in Eukaryota, Viridiplantae, Streptophyta, Magnoliopsida, Fagales, Betulaceae. The record is from RefSeq and is a predicted model, not a curated record. The transcript has a single exon. Gene Ontology annotation, molecular function: protein binding. Bases 1 to 3195 code for a protein of 1064 amino acids.